This is a messenger RNA of Centrocercus urophasianus (Greater sage-grouse), 1434 nucleotides long. RefSeq names its product leucine rich repeat containing 74A (gene LRRC74A). Gene Ontology annotation, molecular function: protein binding; calcium ion binding. The record is from RefSeq and is a predicted model, not a curated record. NCBI's taxonomy places the organism in Eukaryota, Metazoa, Chordata, Aves, Galliformes, Phasianidae. Bases 1 to 1434 code for a protein of 477 amino acids. The transcript is spliced from 14 exons.
AUGGACAAGGACUCUGAGAACACAGCAGAUCAGAAUGAAGAAAAGUCAGAUAUCAGUAAGCCUCCAGAAUCUCCACUGUCUGAUGCCUCAGCAGAGAAGGCCGCACAAGGCUCUGACACUGACCUAGAUGUUGAAGAUCCUGGGAAAGCCUUUGGAGGUGUUAGGGGUGCAGAGCUGUACCUGGAAGCAUGCAGACUGAUGGAGGUGGUGCCUGUCUCACACUUUGCUCAGAACUUAGCCAAGUCUUAUAUAAACCUGAACCACCAUGGUCUAGGACCCAAAGGUGUCAAAGCCAUUGCUAUUGCUCUAGUGUCCAAUGCAACUGUCACCCACUUAGAGCUGGAAGAUAACCACAUUCUGGCAGAAGGAGCCAUAUGCAUAGCAGAGAUGUUACGAGAGAACUGCUCUAUUCGAGAACUGAACAUUUCCAAUAACCACCUGGACACAGAAGGGGCUGAAGCCAUUGCCAGUUUGCUUUUGGAAAAUGCAUCCUAUCUCCAUACUCUUCAGCUCUCAGGAAACAGUUUUGGAGAGGAAGCUGCAUCAUGCCUUGCUGACGCAUUAAUGAGCAAUUACCAAGUGAAGAAGAUGGACCUCAGCCACAAUGAGUUCUCUGAGAAGGGAGGACAGCUCCUAGGACAGAUGCUCGCUGUCAAUACAACACUAGAGAUUCUGGAUCUGAGCUGGAACCACCUGAGGAGGAAGGGAACAGCAGCAUUUGGCACAGGUCUUAAGGGCAAUGCUGCACUGAAAACACUCAACCUGUCUUGGAACAACAUUGGGAAUGAGGGAGCACACGCCUUAGCAGAAGCUCUCAAAGUUAACAAUGUGCUGAUUCACCUGGACAUCAGCAACAACCAGAUCAACAAUGAGGGAGCCAAGAAGAUUUGCAAAGGCCUUAAAGUCAAUGGAACACUGAAAGUCCUGAAGAUGGCCAAUAAUCUCUUGACCGUAGAAGGUGCCACUGAGCUAGUGGGAUCUGUCAGAAAGAACCCCAAUUCCAUGAUGGAAGAGAUCAACAUCUCAAAUGUCCUGGUGAAUGAAAAUUUCAUCAAGUUGUUGGAGUUAGUGUAUCAAACACGCCCUGAACUAAAUGUUAUCUACGGGGAGGUUGAAGGCUGCAUCUCCAAAAUCUCCAAGCAGCAUCCAAAUCCUAUGAAAGUGAUUCAGAAAUAUUUGAAUGAACACAACCUACGACUCUGGGACUUCUUUAGGAAAAUUGACAAGGAAGGAAACAUGAAGAUCCCUGUGUCAGACUUCAGGAGAGCCAUGAUGCAGCAAUCAAACAUCCAACUGGAUCGAGUCCAAAUUGUGGAACUAGUGCGAAAACUGGACCAGAAUCAGACAGGGAUUGUAGACUAUAGUCACUUGAAAGAGCAGAAGCCAGAACAGAAAGCUGUGAAAGAGGAAAUAAAGGAGGAGAUGAAAAAAUGA